Messenger RNA from Salvia splendens (bonfire salvia), 778 nucleotides. RefSeq names its product MIP18 family protein (DUF59). The record is from RefSeq and is a predicted model, not a curated record. NCBI's taxonomy places the organism in Eukaryota, Viridiplantae, Streptophyta, Magnoliopsida, Lamiales, Lamiaceae. The transcript is spliced from 5 exons. Bases 87 to 551 code for a protein of 154 amino acids.
AGUGAGCGUAGCAGUCCACAAAGUUAUGAAGCCUGACUGCUUGACUUCUCUUGUGAGAGAGAGAGAGAGAGAGAGAGAGAGAGAGAAUGACUCUGGGUCUGAUCAACGCGAAUCCCGUUGUUCACGCGAAGAGGGAGAGGUUUCCCCGUCUCGACGAUCCUCACACCGACGACGCCGUUGAUCCUCUCGAAAUAUACGAGUAUGUAAGAGAUAUUAGGGAUCCGGAGCAUCCCUACUCUCUCGAGCAGCUCAGUGUGCUCUCCGAGGAGUCUAUAUCUGUUGAUGAGAAGCUCGGCCGUAUUUUGAUUACUUUUACCCCAACCAUCCAGCACUGCAGCAUGGCCACAGUCAUCGGUUUGUGCUUGAGGGAGAAAUUGAAGGAUUGUUUUCCUCCACAUUUCAAGGUAGACAUAAAAGUUGCUCCUGGAUCACAUGCCAAUGAGGAAUCAGUGAAUAAGCAGUUAAAUGAUAAAGAAAGAGUAGCAGCAGCUUUAGAGAAUCCAAACCUUCGCCAACUUGUUGAAGAAUGUUUGUAUUCUAGUGAACUUUGAGAGGAAGUAUGUUUGUAUUCUGAUGAACUUUGAGAGGAAGUAUGUUUGUAUUCUGAUGAACUUUGAGAGGUCCGCAAUCCUCUUCUCCGAGUAACUUGUAUAGUUGCUAAUUUGUAUCUUGUCUGUGGAACUGAGCUUCAUGCUGUGUUGUGUUCGAGGUGUUGUGAAAUUAUUAGUGGUUUGUCCAAAAAAUCAUACUAAAUGAGAUGGUGUUCUCCAACUCCAAA